This is a messenger RNA of Armigeres subalbatus, 2660 nucleotides long. RefSeq names its product neuronal calcium sensor 2. The record is from RefSeq and is a predicted model, not a curated record. NCBI's taxonomy places the organism in Eukaryota, Metazoa, Arthropoda, Insecta, Diptera, Culicidae. Gene Ontology annotation, molecular function: calcium ion binding. The transcript is spliced from 6 exons. Bases 992 to 1552 code for a protein of 186 amino acids.
GGGGUUGGAUCGGGUACUGAGACCUGGACCUGACUGGUUGCAUUGAAUUUCCUUUAUAUUUAGUCUCUGAGUGGAAUCCGUAUCGUUCGAACCGGUCGAUCCGCCGCCGCCGUCGUCGUUGUCGUUGACGUUGUCCUCGCCGUUGUUGCCGUUGUCAAACCAGUAUGCCAUUGUGUUGCAACACAGCUCAGUAGGUGAAGGCAGUGUUGUAAAAGCUCCUGUGGAGAGUGAUUUGUUAGUUUCCGACAGUCGGCGAUAUCCGAGUCCUGGCGGUUGGACUACUUGCCAGGUCCUUCCUGCUGCCGAAUUCGACGGUGUGAAGUAGAAAGUGUCCCUCCGUGGAAAGAGAAGCGAGAAAAAAGUGUACCGUUUUGGGAAAAGCAGGCAUCCUCAUCGGCAGUGCCAGUUCCAAUGACCAACGGAAGCAGAAAGGUGGAAAAUUAAUCAAUCAAGUGGUUCUGCCCCGAAGUUGUAGUGUGCAGUGUUGUUGGUGGUUGUUUGCUGGUCGUAGUGGUAGUGGUGGUUGUUCCGAUACCGAGAUACCCAUAGUUAUCGAAUCGAUUCCACGCCUGCAAAAGUGCAUCCUCUGUGGAAAAAGUGCAAUCUCACCUAGCCAGUGCAGAUAAAUGUUCACAUAGCGACAAAAGCAGCCAGAAUUAAAGCAAAGAAAUAGUGCACAUAAAUCUUGCAACGACAAAUAAAUAGUGCAUACACUUCGUACUGGUUCCGCCUUUGCAUGAGUGCACCGAAGUGAGAAGGGAAUACUUGACAGCAUAGAAGCUCACUGCUGCUGUCAUAGAUUAGAGUCAAGGAAGCAGCACGUGGAACAGAAUCAGUAUUGUUGCAGCCCCGUCCGUAGUGUGAGUAGAGUGGUUGUGCAAAUUGAAGAAUAAGCGAGGACCCUAGAGGGGAGUUUCGGCGUCAGGAGGCACGAGCAGCAAUUGCAUAUUCCUUCCGGAAGUCGAGUGGCAGACGAUUUAAAUUUUCGGACAUGGGCUGUUUAGGUAGUAAGGAUCGCCUCUCGAAAGAGGAUAUGGACUUUCUCAAAUCACAUACCCGGUACGACGAAUCCACAAUUAAGGAAUGGUACAAAGGGUUCAAGCAAGAUUGUCCAAACGGCAAACUAACGCCGGCCAAGUUUGUAGAUAUGUACAAAAUGUUCUUCCCGUCGGGCAAUGCCGAAGAAUUCUGUGACCACGUUUUCCGGACGUUCGACAUGGACAAAAACGGCUAUAUUGAUUUUAAGGAAUUUCUGUUAGCGAUCGACGUUACAUCCAGUGGCACACCGGAGGAGAAGCUAAAGUGGGCGUUUAGGAUGUACGACGUGGACGGCAACGGCGUCAUAGACAUCCAAGAAAUGACCAAAAUAGUUCAGGCGAUAUACGACAUGCUCGGUGCGUGUUCGUCCAACAAACCGGCAGACUCGGCGGAGGAACGCGCGAAAAACAUCUUCGCCAAAAUGGACGAAAAUAACGAUGGCCAACUGACGCAGGACGAGUUCCUCAAAGGAUGUCUACAGGACGAGGAACUGUCGAAAAUGCUGGCACCUUAAGCUUAAUUCUAGUAGUCAUCGACGUCGAACUCACACCUACAUAAUUGAACAAACUCACAUACAGAACAGACGUACACAAAACCAGAAACACAGCAGAGGGAAGUAAAAAUCACCCAGUUUAGAUAUUCAGUAAGAUUUAAAGUAAUAUUAAAAAGCCAGACAAAACAAACCAUAAGCAAAGCCCAGAGGGGUACAGCAGAAGAAUGUAACAGUUGUUUGUAGGACAAGAAGUAUUGCAGCAACAGCGAUUUAGAUACAUUUGCCAUUAAGCAGCAAAAGCAGCAGCACGACACAAUUCAUAGACGCGCGAUCGCAAAGCACACACUUACAGAGUCUUGUUGUCAGUUUUCGUGAAGUCAGCAAAAGUCAUUAGGGAAUUUUUCGCGUUUAUAAGUUAGUUAAGGUCCGGAAAUCGCACACAGUACGCUGCGGAAUAGUGCGACGCGAAUGCAUGGAGUGAGCGAGGAUGCGAAGCACACACAAAAUACACACUUUCACACAAAGGGGAAAUUUAACGAAAAUGGGCCACGCUAAUUAGUGGCGACAUGAAAGGGUUAGUCGCCAGCACACCGAGAUUAAAGACAGAAUUAAAUUUCAGAAACACAAACGAGCCGAAGUUUUUGUUUCCGUUUCUGUUCGUUGUUUUGUUACAGAAUAAAAAGAAAUUUAGAAAGUCAUGCAACAAUUAACAUACAAAAAAAAAGAAAUAUAGAGCAUUUAGAAUAGGAUAAAUAAGCGAAACAGCGCGCAGGGGAUUUAAUGCGAGGUAAACCAGAGCGAACACAUGAUAAUCACUUGAUUAGCUAAAUUACAAAACGGGGUAAGCAGGGGCUGAUCAGAAUUCGAAUGAUGAACAGGGAAGGAAGAGAUAAAAUGAGAGGAGAAAAGGCAGAAGCAAAUCGUAAUCAUCAAAAUCAUUUUUAUACGUGUUGAUACAGAAUUGUAAGUAAGAAACGAAUCGCACUAAAUGGUAGAGAGCGAGCAAAACGUUAGGGUUUUGAGCCACUACUGCUUCGAUUUUCCAUUUGCACAAAUCUUAAUGAAAGUAAAACGAUAAAUGGUAUCUACAUAAAUAUUUCCCCCCUUUACCUGCCUUGGAAAAACAGUA